This is a messenger RNA of Daphnia magna, 1816 nucleotides long. RefSeq names its product zwei Ig domain protein zig-8. The transcript is spliced from 6 exons. The coding region runs from base 685 to 1677 and encodes 330 amino acids. NCBI's taxonomy places the organism in Eukaryota, Metazoa, Arthropoda, Branchiopoda, Diplostraca, Daphniidae. Gene Ontology annotation, cellular component: neuron projection membrane. Gene Ontology annotation, biological process: synapse organization. The record is from RefSeq and is a predicted model, not a curated record.
CAGUGACUGACUCGUUGGGGCCGCAGUUGGGCUCCGAGUAAGCCGUCAGGUAACAUCGCUCCAUACUGAUCUUUGCAACAUCUGCGUUUCCUAUCAUUUGUUGCUAUCACUCUAGAUACGUUGAUCGGCGUGCAGUAAUCAAAUGCAAGAGUUUGCAGAACAAUAAUACAAUAACACCAGUCGUUGGUGGGGGACAAGUUUCGAAUGUUGUUUGGUUUUGUGUGUGCAUGUGCCAAUUCGAAGUUAACUCUUCUUUGAUUGCGGUUAUUGUCUACUAGUUUUGAAUGGUCGCUGUUCACCAAAGUUGGCACGGGCUGUACAGCCCGUUUCCGCGUUCUGCAUUUUUUAUCGGGAUCAAUGACACGGCAGUUAGUGAAUGGACAAUGAAUGUUCAAAUAGACGUUUAUUGCAAUCACAGAGUUUCACGCCCUACAUUUGGAUCCUUCGUCUUCAGUAUUUGCGUUUUGAAGUAUUGAGUGACGUUUGGAUUUUGCUGCAUCAUCGCUGCUGUCCACCCACGUGUAGAUAGAGUCAGGAAUCCUGAAGUUUCCAUGGUGUUGCAGUCAGCAGACGACAUUGAAGAUUUCACAGCCUCUCGAGCCGCUCAUCGAUCGAACUGCAACGCAAAGCCCAUCGUUGCAGAAGUAAGAAACACAGUUUGAAUAGUACCUCACGAACUUCAACAUGGAACGACACUUGACGUCUUCAAUUGCCCUCAAUCCGAAAACUCGUUACUGGCAAUGGAUUCUAUUCGCUCUACUGGCACUCGUGUGCCAAACAGGUCGGUGCAACGAGGUGAACCAAGUUGGGCCGGCUCCUUCCGAAUGGGCUGUCGUCGAAGCGAGUUCUUCUAGCUCGGCAACAACGUACGUGGCCGACGCCGACUUUGACGUGAUGCCGACGGAAGUCCGUGUAGCGGCCGGCACCACGGCCUAUCUCAGCUGUCGGCCGCGCAGCUUACGGAACAAAACGUGGUCUGUGCAGGUGUCGUGGGUGCGCCAUCGGGACCUGCACAUCCUCAGCGUCGGCAGGUCCGUCUACACUAAAGACGGACGCUUCUCCGUUUACCAUCAACGUCACACGGGCGAAUGGACGCUGCAACUGCGAUCGGUCCAACUCAAGGACUCGGGACUCUACGAGUGUCAGAUCGGAACUCAACCGACUAGAAGCUACUUCGUCCACCUGCAAGUUGUCGAACCUACAACCUCAAUCUUUGGUGGACCGGACAUGCACGUUCACGAAGGGAGCCCUGUGAAUCUUUCCUGCCUCGUGUCGCAAGCCGUUGGCCAACCGGAAUUCUUCUUUUGGUACCACAACGGACAGGUAAUGGAAUUUGGAGGCGACCGGAUCGAAAAGCGACAGUACUUUGCCGAUACGGAUGUAACUGUCAGUUCGCUGCUCAUCAAAGCCGCCCACGUCAGCGAUUCGGGCAAUUAUACAUGUCAACCAGCCCAUUGCCCACCAGUCUCCGCGAAAGUUUACAUUCUCAAAGGUGAACAACCGGCCGCUAUGCAGCGAAGCGGCAGCUCGUUGAUGAUGAACGCUGCUGGAUAUUGGUGGAGACUCUCAGUUGUCGCCCUCGCUAUGUGUUAUUCGUCGUACUCUAUGGGUUUGCUGUCUUUGCCGAUGUCGCUAUUUGUAAUUGUUUCAUUGACGAGUGUACCCAAUUUUGGAUAACCACCACCAAAUCCAACAACUCCUUUACCGCCCCCUUUCCCCCUUUUCCCUCCUUAAAAAAAAAUUACAAAAAUAAAAUAAAAAAAAAGUUAAAAUGUGAACAUAAUAUAUUACAAUAUACUGUCAUUUAACCUAAAAA